AUGGUAGCCAGCCUAUCACCGCGCAGUCUUAUUUCGAGCUAUGCCAUGGGGAGGAAAAAGGGGAGAGUCUAUGGCCUGGGUGCAAAAAGCAUAGCCUUCGAGGUUGAGAUCUCCCGUGUUUCUAUAAGUUGCACCAGCUCGUCACAGUCGGAUACUAAGGAACGUGCUAGACAGGUCGCUAAUAUGAAUGAGAAGCUCCAUCAUAUGCGUGAAGACAACAACCAUGUGCUUGCAGCGAAAACAAGCAAGGAAUUGUUUGAGAAGGACAAAAGAGGAUACAUGGAGUGGUUGGACGCGCAGAAGGAACGGUCGGUGGUAUACGUGGCUGUCAGCAGCUUGACCCUACUAACUUUGCGACAAGUGGAAGAGUUGGAUAUGGAACUGAAGGUGAGUGGGCAGCCGUACUUUUUGGUGCUGAGGAAGGACAAUAGACCGGAAGGGAUUGAAAUGGAUGUGGCUUUGAAAUUAAGCAUCGGGAUGGUGGUGGAGUGGUGCUCGCAAGUGAGGGUGUUGGAUCACAAGGUUGUGGGGUGCUUUGUGACGCACGGUGGGUGGAACUCUACGUCUGAGGCAAUAGUGAAUGGGGUGCCGAUGGUGAUGCUCCCGCAGUGGAUUGAGCAGGUGACAAAUGCGAGGUUGGUGGAGGCGGCAUGGGGGAUUGGGGUGAAGGCGGAGGCAGGGGAGGAUGGGGUUGUGGAGGCGGCGGAGUUAAGGCGUGGUUUGGAUGUAGUGAUGGGGGAUGAUGAUAGGGCAAGGGAGAUUAGGAAGAAGGUUGGGGAGUGUAAGGAGAAGGCUAGAGCGGCGGUCGCACAGGACAGAUCAUCGUCUAAAAAACCUUAA
Phalaenopsis equestris is the source of this 840-nucleotide messenger RNA. Its product is annotated as cyanidin 3-O-rutinoside 5-O-glucosyltransferase-like. NCBI's taxonomy places the organism in Eukaryota, Viridiplantae, Streptophyta, Magnoliopsida, Asparagales, Orchidaceae. The coding region runs from base 1 to 840 and encodes 279 amino acids. Gene Ontology annotation, molecular function: UDP-glycosyltransferase activity. The record is from RefSeq and is a predicted model, not a curated record. The transcript is spliced from 2 exons.